Alternaria novae-zelandiae is the source of this 324-nucleotide messenger RNA. RefSeq lists its product as uncharacterized. The transcript is spliced from 2 exons. NCBI's taxonomy places the organism in Eukaryota, Fungi, Ascomycota, Dothideomycetes, Pleosporales, Pleosporaceae. The record is from RefSeq and is a predicted model, not a curated record. The coding region runs from base 1 to 324 and encodes 107 amino acids.
AUGGAUGAGUUGCACCGCAUCCAGGAAGAAGACGCAAAUCUUGUUCGUCUGCUGGAUGAUCUGGUACCAGGCUUCGAUGCACGAUAUGACGCCCAUGAAGGCGAUCUACUAUCUUUCGUAGACAACGUCAUGGUACCGGGGGUCAACGUUGUGUUGGAUCGAUUGAAGCAAGAGGAUGAGACCGCACAUGCCGCGGGAAGACGGGAAUUGGGCGUUGUCAUGGUCGACGAAUGCGAGAGUGACUCCAUCGAAGGAUACGAAACGGACUCACUUGAGGAGUACGAGAGCGAUGCACAUGAUCCUACCACUCAAAGUCUACCCUGA